Messenger RNA from Caenorhabditis angaria, 3821 nucleotides. NCBI's taxonomy places the organism in Eukaryota, Metazoa, Nematoda, Chromadorea, Rhabditida, Rhabditidae. The record is from the annotation of a GenBank genome assembly.
AUGUAUUUUCUUCUUUUUUUUUUAGCUGUGGAAGAAAAAAAAACACAAAGAAAAGCAAUAAAAUCGAGGGAGAAAACGGGAGGAAAAUACGAAAUGGGAAUGGGAAACAAAGAGAGAAAUUGUGAGUAACCUGUCAGCAACCCGAAUGUUUAGCAUUUGGCAAGAAAGGGCUUGAAAAACGGGAAAAAACAAAAAAAAAGUGCAAAGAAAUUUUUAAAACAAAAAUGAGCAUGAUCGCUGCAAGACCAUUAAUGGGUAAUGUGUGUGCCUUUGAUUGAAACUAUGGUUUUUCGGUUUUUUCAGCGCGAUGGCGGGAAAACUUUGAGAUUUCAGAGUUUCAUGGGAAAAUGGGGACUUACUCAGAGAAACAGGCUGGAGAACCGGCGGAGAAAACGACAUGUCGGCGAACUCUCGGACAACCGGUGGACAAAAGUUUCGGCGAAAUAGUGUAGGUGAGACACUCCGCCGGUUGUCCGAGAGUUCGCCGAUAUGUCGUUUUCUCCGCCGGUUCUCCAGCCUGUUUCUCUGAGUUUCAGUUGAAGACGACUUUUUCACCACAUCUCAGGGUUCCCCGGGGUUAUAGUUCGUGAGGGAAUAUCACGGUUCCCGCCAAAAACCCCCGAGGGUUCCCGUCAACCACCCGUUGUUCUUUUGACGUUGUAAAACCUGGAAAUUUCCUUUUGAAAUCCCGUAUAUUCCUUAUAUUUGAAAAAACGCAGAAAGAGUGUGUGUUUGCUAGAGCGUGCAGAGAAUAGCGCAGGGUGAUCGUGGAGUAUUGCAAAAAAUAUUUUUGUUUUCCGGUUUUCAUUUAUCCCAUCUCCCUUUUCUCUCUGGAUUUUAUUUUAUUUUUGAUUUCUCAUGACCCGAAUUCAAAAAAAAAUCAAUAAAUUUCCAGCAACAAAAAUGUCGGUUGAAGAGGCCGUCAACAAUUUCCUGCAAAAAAUGCGAGAAGCACAACGUCUCGCAUAUUCCGGAGAAUGGCAACAAAGUUUGGAUGGUUUUCAAAGCCUUGCCGUGGAGCUGCGCAAAUUCAAAGUCAGCACACCGGAAGAUAUUUCGGGAAAAGAGCAUUUGUUGAAGCGAACUGAGAAAGCUAUCAGUUUGGUGAAGCAAAAUAUCGAGGCUGAUGCGGAAUUGGCGGAAACACUUCGCGGACACGCUGCAAGAACUUCGCCAGAACCACCAGCAGAUCCAGAUGUUUGGUCAGCUCCGCCAUCGCUUAAAGGAGCAUCAAAACCGAAGAAAGGCACGACUGCGGCUGCCACAACAUCAAAAUCACAAAAAUCAUCAACGACAUCCACAAAUCCUCGAGCUGUUCCAUCAACAUCCAAUGAAAAUAAGCCAGCCAAUCCAUCUCAAGAUAUUUUGCCAACAAACGCGGCUGGCGAACACUACGAUGCUUCGCUUUACGAUCCUGAAGUUGUUCGAGCAGUCGCUGCUACAAUGGAAUCAUCGAAAGACAAUAAUAUGACAAUGGAUAAAGUUAUUGGAAUGGAGAAUGUGAAACAAGUGUUGAAGGAGGCCAUUAUUUUGCCAGUAUUAAUCCCGGAAUUUUUCACGGUAAGUAUGAAUUUACGCUUCACUUUAAAUGGGUCUCGACACGAUGUGUGACUGCUACACACAAUCGUGGAUAUUCAGCGAAACAACGGUUUCCACGUGGAUUGUUUGACCCAACAUAGAGAUAAGCAUUCACUAGGACUUCAAAACAAAACUAGACUAAACUCCAGCUUCUCGGCUUUUCUGCAAGAAGCUAGAGUUUGGAAAAACGACGAUUUCCGCGUGGAAUUUAGAACAAAACUACUCUAAACCCCCGCUUCUUGGCUUUUCUGCAAGAAGCCGGAAAAAGAAAUUGAAUAUUUGAAAAAAUUAAAAUUCCUCGGCAUUUUUGUGGUUUUCGGUAUCGGUCUCUAAUUUCGCUCUGAAAAAAUCGAAUUUUUCUUUAGAAAAUCUAAGGCUUCCAGAAUUUCGGAAAAUUCCAAAGUUCUGGUUAAAAAAUGAAAUUUUGAGCAUAGCUUCCGCAUUCCAUCUGAAAUUUCAAUUUAAAAUUGAUAAAAUUUGAAUUCCAUCAAUUUUCAAUCAAAAUUCCAGAAAUUUCUCUUCUUUUUUUCAUUGAAAAAACUCACCGAAAAUUUCGAAUUCCUUGAUUUCUGUUUUUCUGUGUAAGAUUCCAAGCGGGUUUUCCAUUGUUUGCGAGUUGUUUUCUGAAAAAAUCAUGAUUUUUCUUGGAAGAAUCGUGUUUUCCCCCAUACUAGUCGAUUUUUCCCUCUUCCUUGAAGAAUUCCACGUUUUCUUUUCAAUUUUUUUUCAAAAAAAAAACUUGAAAAGCGAACCUCGAUCUCUCCCUUCACAGUUUUUCCAACCAAAUCAAGUCGACAAAGUCGAGAGUAUAACCAAAAAGUUAAGGUAACUCAUGUCGAGGUUCCUGACAAUUGCAAUGGCUAAUGCCCAACUUAAGAAGCUUCACUAUCCAGAGUCAGGCUAAGUUGAGCUGUACUUCACUCCAGGAGAGACACGUGGAAUUGUUCGCAGAGGGUAGUAGAUUAGGAAUUUGGGCACCCCAAAGAAAACUCAUCUUUAUUUGUUGCCAUUUUGUUGCUCGCCGAAAAAAUGUAAUAGAAAAAUUUUCGUGGAAAUAGCAUUUGCCACGAAAAUUUCACGUUCACGCAAAAAUAUUAUUAUUUUUUCUCUGAAUUUUUUGUUUUUUUUGCUGAAAAAAAAUUAAAAAGAAAUUGAGAAAGGUCCAAUCCAAAUUCAAAAAUCUGAAAUUUUGCAGGGUCUCCGCCGUCCAUGGAAAGCAAUGUGUUUGGCAGGUCCACCAGGAACCGGCAAAACAAUGAUAGCUCGUGCAAUCGCCGCCGAAGCAAAUUCCACAGUCUUCCUGAUUUCUUCAACUGAUCUCACUUCAAAAUGGCGAGGAGAUUCCGAAAAAAUCCUGCGUCUUCUCUUUGAACUCGCUCGUUUUUAUGCUCCCUCAAUUAUUUUCAUCGAUGAAAUUGAUACAAUUGCAACACAAAGAGGAAGUAGUGGAGAACACGAAGCAAGUCGAAGAUUGAAAUCUGAAUUGUUGUUGCAAAUGGAUGGUGUGAAAAAUCAGAAUGAUGAGAGACGUGUUUUUGUAUUGGCUGCCACGAAUUUGCCGUGGGUUAUUGAUGAAGCAUUGAUUCGAAGAUUGGAAAAACGAUUGUUUGUACCAUUGCCGAAUGAAGCAUGCAGAAAACAAUUGAUUGAAAGCUCAAUUCAAGGCGUAAGUUUUCGAAGGGGGUUUAAUCUAAGAUUUUCAUUCAAAAGUUUUGAAAAUCAUUUUUUUCAUCCAUAAUGUAGUGGAGAAUUCAAAUAUACGAAAAUCAUUGCUCAUAUUAAAUUGAUCUGGAAACAUACAAUUUUUGUGGAAAAAUAUUUCGAGGCUUGAUUGCUCACGUUAAACUGAAAACUACAAUUUCUCAGUUUUCGGCCCAAUUUUUUUCACAAUUUCUAAAAUUCAAAAAUUAAAAUAUGUUUGCCACGUCAUAACUAUAUUCAUUCUUUUCCAGAUCAACGUCGAUAUGAAUGACUUCAACGUGGAUGAAUAUGCUCGUCGAACCGAAGGCUAUUCCGGCGCAGAUAUCACAUCAUUUUGCCGCGCAGCCGCCUACAAUGUGCUCCGCCGCCUCGACACUUCAAAAUUCCGUACAAGUAUUGGCGGAUUGAAUUUGGAUGUACUUCGCGCCGAACCCGUUAGAAAAAUCGAUUUCGAAACGGCGCUUAAACAAGUCUCACCAACUGUAAAUAUGGAAAUGUUGCAAAAAUGUGAGGAAUGGUGCGACACUUUUGGAUCUCAUUGA